AUGGCAAACUGGAAGAAGCCGGAGCCAACAUUUUCUACCGGGGAUGAGACUCUCUGGACUCAAAACAUGACUGGUGGAUGCAAUAGUCUCGCAACGUUUUGUCUCAAAAGCAAAAAGCGAAGCCUAACCCACAUCAAGGGUGGUGAUUUUUUGCCCGAGCAGCUUGGCACUUUUGCCAAAGAAGUAGCCCAGGGGUUGGAUGGCGACUAUGAACUGAUCUGGAUCAGUGGCACUGAAUCUCUACUCCAAUCGAACUUUAAAGGGCUGCUAGAUAAGAUCUCGAAUGCCGUCCUAGAUGAGGUUAUUAACCUGGGCAAAAACUUUGAUUGUGGUGAUGAUCACUAUUUCAUGCAAAAUGCAGAUGGAUAUAUGCAGGAUGAUUCGCAUACUGUGAUAGUACCAACUGCGCCAAAUUGGACAACCUUCAAGAAGGGUUCUUUCGCUAUUGAUGCAAAUGGAAAUUAUGGCCUAGCUCAGCAAUAG
Penicillium manginii is the source of this 483-nucleotide messenger RNA. RefSeq lists its product as uncharacterized. Bases 1 to 483 code for a protein of 160 amino acids. The transcript has a single exon. NCBI's taxonomy places the organism in Eukaryota, Fungi, Ascomycota, Eurotiomycetes, Eurotiales, Aspergillaceae. The record is from RefSeq and is a predicted model, not a curated record.